Messenger RNA from Notechis scutatus (mainland tiger snake), 3593 nucleotides. RefSeq names its product ROR family WNT receptor 1 (gene ROR1). Gene Ontology annotation, molecular function: Wnt-protein binding; ATP binding; protein kinase activity. Gene Ontology annotation, biological process: positive regulation of canonical NF-kappaB signal transduction; positive regulation of kinase activity; cell surface receptor protein tyrosine kinase signaling pathway. NCBI's taxonomy places the organism in Eukaryota, Metazoa, Chordata, Lepidosauria, Squamata, Elapidae. Gene Ontology annotation, cellular component: plasma membrane; signaling receptor complex. The record is from RefSeq and is a predicted model, not a curated record.
GAGGGAGGCCAGCGAAGGCAGCCUACCGCCUGCCCGGAGGCCAGUUUCACAGCCCGGCGAGGAGAAGGAGGGGAGAAAGAGGACGGGCGAACGAAAGCCCGUUUCAGCCACCGGGCUCGGGAUUCCUGGAUGUUGGAGUAAGCGAGGAGGACGAGGAGCCGGCUCAGGAAUGUUGCGGCGACUCCAUCCGGGCAGCUGGAAAAGGAGCCCUUUCCUGCUCCAACUGCUUCUGUGGCUGCACACCCGGAGCCUGGCCGAACCCGCCGCUCCAGGAACAAAUGUGUCAGCUACCGCUGAUUUAAUGCCUGCGUCAAAUUGGAACAUGUCAAAUGAAGUAGAUAAAGAUUAUUUCUUAACGCUUGAUGAGCCAAUGAACAAUAUCACCACUACUCUGGGUCAGACUGCAGAACUGCUUUGUAAGGUUUCUGGUAACCCUUCUCCGACGGUGCGUUGGUUGAAAAAUGACGCUCCUGUUGUGCAAGAACCCAGGAGGAUAUCCUUUCGUGCCACAAGUUAUGGGUCCCGAUUACGAAUAAGAAACCUUGAUACCACAGACACCGGCUAUUUUCAGUGUGUGGCGACAAAUGGCAGGAAAACAGUCUCUACAACUGGGGUGUUAUUUGUAAAAUUUGGUCCUCCUCCAACAGCAAGACCAGGAACAUUGGAUGAAUAUGAGGAGGAUGGAUUUUGUCAACCAUAUCGGGGAAUUGCAUGUGCAAGAUUUAUUGGAAAUCGAACCAUUUAUAUGGAAUCUCUGCAUAUGCAAGGAGAAAUAGAAAAUCAAAUUACUGCUGCCUUCACAAUGAUUGGAACUUCCAGUCAUUUAUCGGAUAAAUGUUCACAGUUUGCUAUUCCAUCGCUGUGCCAUUAUGCUUUCCCAUAUUGUGAUGAGACUUCUUCCGUUGCAAAACCACGAGAUCUGUGCCGGGACGAGUGCGAGAUUCUGGAAAACGUGCUUUGCCAAACUGAAUACAUAUUUGCAAGAUCCAAUCCUAUGAUUUUGAUGCGGUUGAAGUUGCCGAAUUGUGAAGAUCUUCCCCAGCCUGAUAGCCCUGAAGCUAUCAACUGCAUCCGUAUUGGCAUCCCUAUGGCAGAUCCAAUCAAUAAAAAUCACAAAUGCUUCAACAGCACAGGAAUGGACUAUCGGGGGACCAUCAGUGUAACAAAAUCUGGGCGACAGUGCCAGCCAUGGAACUCCCAGUAUCCCCACACUCACACAUUCACUGCUGUCAGGUACCCAGAGCUGAAUGGAGGCCAUUCCUAUUGCCGAAACCCAGGCAAUCAGAAAGAGGCACCCUGGUGCUUCACCUUAGAUGAGAAUCUCAAGUCAGAACUUUGUGACAUCCCUGUCUGUGAUCCAAAAGACUCCAAGGAAAAGAAUAAAAUGGAAAUCCUUUAUAUAUUGGUGCCCAGUGUUACAAUUCCUCUGGCUAUUGCCUUACUGUUUUUCUUCAUCUGUAUUUGCCGAAAUAACCAGAAAUCAUCUUCUCCACCUGUUCAAAGACAGCCUAAGCACGUCAGAGGACAGAACGUAGAGAUGUCUAUGCUCAAUUCAUAUAAACCAAAGAGCAAAGCCAAAGAGCUGCCCCUUUCCGCCGUCCGAUUUAUGGAAGAGUUGGGUGAAUGUGCUUUUGGGAAAAUCUAUAAGGGACACCUUUAUUUACCAGGAAUGGACCAUGCUCAGCUGGUUGCAAUAAAGACCCUUAAGGACUGCAAUAAUCCACAGCAGUGGACAGAAUUCCAGCAAGAAGCCUCACUGAUGGCCGAAUUACAUCACCCAAACAUCGUUUGCCUUCUUGGGAUUGUGACACAAGAGCAACCAGUCUGUAUGCUUUUUGAAUAUAUGAACCAAGGCGACCUCCAUGAAUUUCUUAUUAUGCGAUCUCCACAUUCAGAUGUUGGAUGUAGCAGUGAUGAGGAUGGUACGGUAAAAUCCAGUUUGGACCAUGCUGAUUUUCUGCACAUAGCUGUCCAGAUUGCAGCAGGAAUGGAAUAUUUGUCGAGUCAUUUUUUUGUCCAUAAGGAUCUGGCUGCUCGCAAUGUUUUAAUUGGAGAACAGCUCCAUGUGAAGAUUUCUGAUUUGGGACUGUCAAGAGAAAUCUAUUCCGCCGAUUAUUACAGAGUUCAAAAUAAGUCCCUCCUGCCCAUUCGUUGGAUGCCCCCAGAGGCAAUUUUAUAUGGAAAAUUCUCUUCUGAUUCAGACAUCUGGUCCUUUGGUGUUGUCUUGUGGGAGAUUUUUAGUUUUGGUCUUCAGCCCUAUUAUGGAUUCAGUAACCAAGAAGUCAUUGAGAUGGUCAGAAAACGGCAGCUUUUACCCUGCUCUGAAGACUGCCCUCCCAGAAUGUACAGCUUGAUGUCAGAAUGCUGGCAUGAGCUGCCAUCUAGGAGACCAAAAUUCAAAGAUAUCCAUGCCAGGCUGCGCUCUUGGGAAGGGAUAUCAAGUCAUACUAGCUCUACGACGCCUUCUGGUGGAAACGCUACCACUCAAACGACAUCUCUCAGCGCAAGCCCAGUUAGCAACCUAAGCAAUCCCAGGUACCCUAACUACAUAUUUCCAGCACAAAGUAUGCCACAGGGCCAAAUAACUGGGUUUCUUGGCCCACCAAUACCUCAAAACCAGCGAUAUAUUCCUAUUAACGGAUAUCCGAUACCUCCUGGAUAUGCUGCUUUUCCUGCUGCCCACUACCAACCUGCAGGUCCACCCAGGGUCAUUCAGCACUGUCCUCCGCCCAAGAGUCGUUCGCCAAGCAGCGCCAGUGGAUCAACUAGCACCGGUCAUGUGACCAGCUUGCCUUCUUCAGGAUCCAAUCAGGAUGCCAAUAUCCCCUUGCUGUCCCAUAUGUCAGUGCCAAAUCAUCCAAGUGGGAUUAGCAUAACCGUUUUUGGAAAUAAGACUCAAAAACCCUACAAAAUUGACUCCAAACAACCAUCUUUAGAUUCUAGUAUUCAUGGGCAUAAUGAAACUGUGAUUUCAGCAGAGAUGUAAUAAGUAAGGGAGAUCUUUGUAAAUGAAUUUAUUUACAAUAUGAACUAGAGGGUUUUAGAGAUUUAUAUUCAAAUAUUUUAUUGGAUAUUUUUUUCCAGCUGUAUAAAGAGGUGUUUGCAAUAAGUAUCUUCUGUGAAGUUCUUAACAGGAAGUGCCAUUCAAAAAAAAAUUUUAAAUGUACUAACACUCAACACUGUGGCUGCAAAUUUAUUUUACAAAUAGUAAAGAGCAAAAGUAUUUCUAUGUUUUUAAGAAACAUAUUUAAUCAUGGGUUUUUUUAAGUGAAAUGUUUUCUGCCUCAGCAGUCUGACUACUCUGAACACAUGGUGAUGAAAUGUUAGGAAAAUUAAUUAUACUUCUGUUGGAUGAAAAAUUCACUAUUGGUCUGACAUUAUACCCAAAUGCAUAUUCCAGAACAGUGUUUCUCAACCUCAGCUGCUCCCAGAAUUCUCCAGCCAGCAUAUGGACACAUCUUAAAACUUGCUGAGGUUGAAUAAUCUUGAGUCGGACUACAACGAAACAUACUGCUGAAUUCAUACAAUACACUAAACAGUGGUGGGAUUAAAAAUUUUUUACAACCGGUUCUGUGGGUGUGGUUUGGUGGGUG